Messenger RNA from Branchiostoma floridae (Florida lancelet), 1020 nucleotides. RefSeq lists its product as uncharacterized. Gene Ontology annotation, molecular function: DNA binding. The transcript has 2 exons. Lineage: Eukaryota; Metazoa; Chordata; Leptocardii; Amphioxiformes; Branchiostomatidae. Gene Ontology annotation, biological process: DNA recombination; DNA integration. The coding region runs from base 1 to 1020 and encodes 339 amino acids. The record is from RefSeq and is a predicted model, not a curated record.
AUGGAACCUGUAUUAGAUUCUGAUUACAUCGCUUCCUCCCGCUCCUACCCAGAGCUUCAGGGCUUAGAGGACCCCGAACUCCGCAAUCUGGCCUCCUGGCUACCUUCCGUCAUCAUUGCGGAUAGAGCCCCCAACACCAUCAAGAAAUACGUCAGAUCCUUCCGCAACUGGGAAGGCUUCGCUUCAAGCAAAGGCCUCCCCUCCCUCCCAGCCAGCGGCCCACACUUGGCCUUGUACCUACUGAAACUACUCCAGACUUCCCGUUCAGCCUCUCCACUCGAAGCUGCGAUGUUUGCUGUUGCCUGGGCACACCGUAAGUCGGGUCACCCUUCUCCACACACCCACCACCUACCGUCGCAAGUGCUACAAGCUGCCAAGCGUAUCCUCGCGACACCGGUCUCCAAAAAACUCCCGUUGACUCCGUGCAACAUCCGGCAGCUAUGCACCACUUACGUGUCACCGACCAUGAGCAUCGACACCUUACAGACUCUCUGCCUCAUCGUUAUCGGCUUUGCCGGCUUCCUACGCUGGGACGACUUGAGCCAGCUUCGCGCUGACGACGUGAGCUUCUGUGACGGCUAUGCUGCUCUUUUCGUGGAGAAGCGCAAGAACGACCAAUUCCGGGAAGGUCACUGGAUCUGUAUCGCUGCUUCCUACACUACCUCCUGUCCCGUUACCUUACUCAAGCGUUUCAUCCAAUCCUCCACAUCCACCGGACACGCCAGACUCUUUCGUAGAGUUGCCACUCACAACGGAGUCACCUUCCUACGACCUGAGCCUAUGUCUUACACCAGGGCUCGUGAAAAGGUUCUCAACUUGCUAUCCACCAUAGGUCUGGACUCAACCAAAUAUGGCCUACACAGUCUUCGGUCUGGUGGAGCCAGCACAGCGGCAGCCAUGGGCGUCCCAGAUCGUCUCAUCGCACAUCAUGGUGGCUGGCGUAGCAUCGAAGCAAGAGAAGGAUACAUCCUUGAGUCCAAGUCUGCCGUCCUUGGAGUUUCGCGUUCUCUCGGUCUCUAA